Molecule: messenger RNA, 3413 nt
Organism: Triplophysa dalaica
Lineage: Eukaryota; Metazoa; Chordata; Actinopteri; Cypriniformes; Nemacheilidae
Gene: cyp1b1
Product: cytochrome P450 1B1
Exons: 2
Coding region: 199-1773 (524 amino acids)
Biological process (GO): progesterone metabolic process; hormone biosynthetic process
Molecular function (GO): heme binding; iron ion binding; oxidoreductase activity, acting on paired donors, with incorporation or reduction of molecular oxygen, reduced flavin or flavoprotein as one donor, and incorporation of one atom of oxygen
Source: RefSeq, a predicted model, not a curated record
AUAAAUUCACUCCACUCUUGACCAAGAAGAGAAACAGUUGAAAUUUGAGCGUUUUCUCUCAUGCAUCACUCGCGCACAACGCAAAUGCUGCAAACUUUUACGCACUAGAUUCAUUCACUGGGAUGCUGAUGAAUUUUAGGUACGAGCUUGUGCAUUAAUUUUCAUAUCAAUAUUUUAGUAAAGCAUUGUUGCAGGCACAUGAUGGAUUUAACGGAGGUUUGGGUCGAUUCCAGCCGACUGACAUUGCGGAGCGUUUUGCUUGCGAUGCUGGCGUGUUUGAUGGUCGUAAUAUUGUGGCGUCGAUCCGGUCAGUGGCGCCUACCCGGUCCGUUCCCGUGGCCCAUCAUCGGUAACGCCGCCCAGCUCGGCAAGUCACCCCACUUUUAUUUCACACGGAUGGCUCAGAAAUACGGCGACGUGUUCCAGAUCAAACUGGGCUGCCGAAACGUAGUGGUCCUCAACGGAGACGCGAUCAAAGAGGCUCUCAUUAAAAAAUCGGUGGACUUCGCCGGCAGACCCGAUUUCGCAUCGUUCACGUUCGUGUCCGGCGGAAAGAGCAUGGCUUUCGGCAACUACAGCCAGUGGUGGAAACUACAUCGGAAGAUCGCGCAAAGCACCGUGAGAACCUUCUCCACGGCCAACAUCCAGACCAAACAGACCUUUGAGAGGCACAUCGUGCUUGAGAUCUCAGAACUCAUCCAUCUCUUUCUCAAUAAAACCCGGGAGCAGAAAUACUUCGAGCCUCACAAUUUCCUCGUGGUCUCCGUGGCGAACACCAUGAGCGCAGUGUGCUUCGGAAAACGGUACUCGUACGACGAUGCAGAGUUUCAACAGGUGGUCGGCAGGAAUGAUAAGUUCACCAAGACGGUCGGAGCGGGAAGCAUCGUCGACGUCAUGCCCUGGUUGCAGUACUUCCCAAACCCGAUCAAAACUCUUUUUGUGCAGUUUAAGGAGCUCAACGAUGAAUUUAUGAGCUUCAUUCAUGACAAAGUGAUCGAGCACCGUAAGACGAUUUCAUCGGGUCUGAUCCGUGAUAUGACCGACGCGUUCAUCUUUGCUCUGGACAAGGGUAUGUCCGGGGGACCGGGGGUCUUUUUGGAUAAGGAGUUCGUGCCAUCGACCAUUGGAGAUAUCUUUGGGGCGAGCCAAGACACACUAUCGACAGCACUGCAGUGGAUCAUUCUGCUAAUGGUUCGGUAUCCUGAAGUUCAGAAUCGUCUUCAGGAGCAGAUAGACAAAGUAGCGGAUCGCACUCGCCUCCCCACCAUCGAAGACCAGCAUCAGCUUCCGUACGUCAUGGCCUUCAUCUACGAAGUCAUGCGAUUCACUUCGUUCGUCCCCGUGACGAUUCCUCACAGCACCACUACGGACACGUCCAUCAACGGUUAUCCUAUCCCCAAAGACACUGUCAUUUUUGUCAACCAGUGGUCUUUGAACCACGAUCCAAACAAAUGGGACGAGCCAGAGGUAUUCAAACCGGAGCGCUUCGUGGACGAGGAUGGAGCUCUCAACAAAGACCUGACCAGCAACGUACUGAUAUUCUCAGUGGGGAAGCGCAGGUGCAUCGGAGAGGAGCUGUCCAAAAUUCAGCUUUUCCUCUUCACGUCCUUGCUGGUUCAUCAGUGCAAUUUUACAGCCGAACGAACGCCCAGCUUGGACUACAUGUACGGGCUCACGCUUAAACCGAGCGCGUUUAAGGUGGCCGUCACGCUGCGUGACAGCACGGAACUGCUGGAGAACUUUUUAGUGACAUCUGACUUGUCUAAACAGUAGAGACAAGAAGGUUUGAAGUGAAACGGAAGCAAGUGAAUGAACUUGCGAGAACUUUGCCGAAUGAAGGUGGCAAAGCAGAAAAAAAAAAGGGACAAAGACACAGCAUGUGUGAAUAAAUAUCGACAUAUUUAUAGACGUCGUACUCAGGCAAAAACACAAUCACACAAAUCACAUGAGCUGCAGUUUUUUUAUGACGUGAUGCACUGAUUUAUGGUAUAUUUUGCAAGUGUUGCAAAGCAACACACGACAGGUGCAGUCCUCAAUAACAUUAUAAUAGUUUACUUUAAACUUUAUUUUAAAGAGUAUUGAGACAUGUAUGUGCAUAGCAUUAUUCAGAGACAUGUAUGUUGCAACAUUGUAUAAACAUCAUUAUUGCGUAGAUAACAGAAAUUUAAAAGCGAAACAGUCAUCAAUCACUAUAACUUUUUCGUUAAUAAGACUACGUCGAACUAAGUUUCUCUUAGUCCAUUGGUUGUUGAUGGUACUUUCGUUCAGUAGCUCUGGGCUGCAUUGUUAAAGGGACAGUACACCCAAAAAUGUACAUUUUGUCAUCAUUUACUCACCCUCGGGUUGUUCCAAAUCUCUAUACGUUUCUUUGUUCCAAUGAACAUAGAGAAAGAUAUUUGGGAGAAUGCUUAAACUUGUAAGUUUUUUGGCCACAAUUGUCUACCAUAAAAAUGACAAUGUACCGUUUGCUAUCCUACAGUCUUCAAAAUAUUUUCUUCUGUGUCGAGCAGAACAAAGAAAUUUAAGAAGCAAAUUUUCCUACUAUGGUUGUCAAUGGUGGCCAAGAACUGUUUGGUUACAUGCAUUCUUCCAAACAUCCUUCUUUGAGUUCUUGAGAACAAAGAUAUUUCUACAGGAUAAGUAAAUGAAGACAAAAUGUAUCAUUUUUAAGUGAACUGUUCCUUUAAGGUCAAUAUAUUACACUCAUAAAAGUGAGAAAUUUGUACAGUAUAAUCUUACAGCACUUUACACACUGUCGUUCCUUAUCAUCGCGCUUGAAAAUGUUUCCUGAUUCUCCAUUCAGCAUUGUUGAACUUGUGCCUUGUCAUUACAGACUUCCUAGCAUUAAUCUAGGAUUAACAAACAAACAUAGACAGGUUUUACACAGUCCAAUGAGUUUCUUUAACCUGCCUUUCAAUGCAACAUUGUCUGGAAAAUCGCACAGUUUCAGUGAUGCGAGGGGUAGAAUAUAUCAUGCUGCUUACACAGACUCCAGUCAAACUAUUCUUCUAUUUUUAGCUGUUCAGUUCUAUAGUGCACGACAGGACUUUUUAUGUCCCUUGGGUCAAAGGGAAUUUCAGGGUUUGUAACAUUCAUCGUAUAUGUUGUGAUUACUAAUUUUUGCUUCUUUCUACAAACUGCUGUAAUUGUGAACUACAUCCUUAGAUGUUAACAGAUUAAUAGUUUAUGUGCAAACGUUUGAUAUACAAGUCUGUAAUUGAACUGGUUAUAUUUCGUUCACAUUGUGUAAUACGAUAUAUAUAUAAUUUUUACUUCAUAUAAGCUCUGACGUUUGGCUGCUGUGUGAAUUUUAAACUGCGUACAGACUGCAGUUUACAUUUUUUGUGAUUAAAUGUUUCGUGCAAUUAAAAAUGUUUUUUAUUCUCAUGGCUAAUAAAUGUACUCUUUGUAAA